CUGCCAACUGCCGAGUGUCGACUGCGCAGUCAAAAUUAAUUUAAAUCUAUCCGCCUUUCGCAGGGCGCAGGCUAGCCCUUAAAUAUAUUUUGUAUGUUAUUAUUAAUUUGAAUAGGUUCCGUGUUUCAAAUUCUAUUAUUAAUUACUACCUACAGAAAAUAAGUCGAUACCAAUGAACGACCAAAUUAAGCUACAAAAAAUACAAAACAUUUGAUAAGUUUCUUAGUUUAACAAUAUAUAUAUAUAUUUCUAUUGUAUGGUGAGAUAUAAGCAGACCACUUUUCUGUUGUGAAAUCUAACAAUAAUGAGCAAAUUACUGACAAUUAUUAAAGUUACUACUGGAGGGAUAUUGCUAUAUAGUGGUUCUAAUUUGUUGACACUGAAUGAUAUAUUUUAUAAAAAAUAUGUUAUUCCUUCAUUUUACUUCUUUGAACCAGAAACUGCCCAUAGUUUUUUAAUUUUUGCUGGAAAAUAUGGUCUUAUUCCAAAGUCGUAUUAUAGAGAUCCAGACUCUUUACAAACUAAGUUAUGGGAUAUCAAUUUCAAAAAUCCAAUUGGACUAGCUGCAGGAUUAGAUAAACAAGGUGAAAUUGUAAAAAGUUUACAUAAAGUUGGCUUUGGAUUUGUGGAAAUAGGAUCAGUGACACCUCUACCUCAGCCAGGCAAUGAGAAACCAAGAGUCUUUAGAAUUCUUAACAAAGAAGCUAUAAUAAAUAGAUAUGGAUUCAACAGUGAUGGCCAUAGUAUUGUAUAUGAAAGACUCAAACAAUUAAAAAACCAUGAUGGUAUUAUUGGCGUUAACUUGGGAAAAAAUAAAAAUUCAGAAAAUGCUUUAGAUGAUUAUGUGAAAGGUAUCCAACAAUUUGCUUCAGUUGCUGACUAUUUUGUUAUAAAUGUAUCAAGUCCUAACACUCCAGGACUCAGAAAUUUACAAAAAAAAAAAGAUUUAAUGAAUCUACUUAAUUCUGUAAUAAAAGCUAGAAACCAAUAUUGUGGAGAACGUAUGGUACCUUUACUACUAAAAAUCUCUCCAGAUUUAACAGAUCAAGACAAAACAGACAUUGCUGAUGUUAUUAAUGAUAAAAAGUAUAGAGUUGAUGGAUUAAUAAUAUCAAAUACAACUACUGAUCGAGAUGGAGUUAACGAUGAUGCCAAUGGCUUGGAACCCGGUGGUUUAAGUGGAAAACCUUUAAAAGAUAAAUCAACUAAAACGAUAUCGGAAUUCUUUAAAUUGACAAAUGGUGAAAUUCCUAUUGUUGGUGUUGGCGGUAUAUUUAAUGGACAGGAUGCUUAUGAAAAAAUUAAAGCUGGUGCUUCACUUUUACAAAUAUAUACAUCCUUUUUAUAUUAUGGCCCUCCAGUUGUUGUUAAUAUAAAAAAAGAACUAGAUUGUCUUUUAAGGGAAGAUAAUUACAGUUCGGUAUCACAAGCUAUCGGGGUUGAUUCUAAAUAGAUAAUAAAAAUGUAGGUUAAAAUUAUUGUAUUUUAACUUUCAUUUUAUUUUUAACUUGUUAAGUUUUUUUUGUAAUUUGAUUCAAUAUUACAUGUAUAUCUAAAUAUAUAU
Adelges cooleyi (spruce gall adelgid) is the source of this 1564-nucleotide messenger RNA. It is a transcript of the gene Dhod, whose product is annotated as dihydroorotate dehydrogenase (quinone), mitochondrial. Gene Ontology annotation, biological process: 'de novo' pyrimidine nucleobase biosynthetic process; pyrimidine ribonucleotide biosynthetic process. Gene Ontology annotation, cellular component: mitochondrial inner membrane; cytoplasm. The coding region runs from base 305 to 1453 and encodes 382 amino acids. Gene Ontology annotation, molecular function: dihydroorotate dehydrogenase activity. The transcript is spliced from 8 exons. Lineage: Eukaryota; Metazoa; Arthropoda; Insecta; Hemiptera; Adelgidae. The record is from RefSeq and is a predicted model, not a curated record.